AUGGCGAGUCCGCCUGGUGGGCCAGAUUAUCUGGAUGUUGGUGGAUAUGUCCACACUGAGACCCAGAGGGCAUCGGUGAGCCACAGGACUGCAGAGUUUGAGGCAGAUGGCAGGAAAGAUGGCAACAAAAAACUCUACAAUGGGUAUGUUGCAGAGUUCCACUCGUGGUGCAAAGCAGGCCGUGGCGAGAUAGUUAAGGGACUUAAGACCAAACCCACAAAGGUUGUCUUUGACACAAUGACCACCGCCAACACAGCACUGGAAUUUGUGGAGGAUAAUUUCAUUCUUCGCCCGCAGUUGGAUGGAAAGAAUGGAUAUAACAAGGAGGCCCCUCACAGCAAAAGGUCAUUUGAGAAUAUACUCAAAGGGCUCAGAGACUACAGAUUCAAAAUGAAGUAUUGA
Messenger RNA from Seminavis robusta, 402 nucleotides. The record is from the annotation of a GenBank genome assembly. NCBI's taxonomy places the organism in Eukaryota, Bacillariophyta, Bacillariophyceae, Naviculales, Naviculaceae.